Fraxinus pennsylvanica is the source of this 351-nucleotide messenger RNA. The record is from the annotation of a GenBank genome assembly. Lineage: Eukaryota; Viridiplantae; Streptophyta; Magnoliopsida; Lamiales; Oleaceae.
AUGGCAUUUUCUUCCACCUUUGCCUUUUCAGUGAAACGGUGUAAGCCUGAACUGGUGGUGCCGGCAAAGCCUACACCACGUGAAAUAAAGAAACUCUCCGAUAUAGAUGAUCAAGAAGGUUUACGGUUUCAAGUUCCGGUAGUGUUUUUCUAUAAAAGCAAUCCUUCAAUGAAAGGGAUAAAUCCAGUUGAAGUUAUUCGGGAAGGACUUGCGAAAACACUGGUUUAUUACUAUCCCUUUGCUGGGAGGAUUAUGGAAGGAGAGAACAGAAAACUUAUGAUCGAAGAUCUUCGGCGUUCAAGCUCGCGUGGUAAUCAUGAGCGACCUGAUGUUGUCAGUGAACCGUAUUAA